Molecule: messenger RNA, 4129 nt
Organism: Dermacentor albipictus
Lineage: Eukaryota; Metazoa; Arthropoda; Arachnida; Ixodida; Ixodidae
Biological process (GO): protein processing
Cellular component (GO): plasma membrane
Molecular function (GO): metalloendopeptidase activity
Source: RefSeq, a predicted model, not a curated record
AAGGCGUGUUUACCUGCCAAGGAAAUUGGCUGAUAUAUGAAUGCAGAAGAUUAUCGUGCUGCAAAUUUACUAGGCUCUUGUUCUGCUACGAAUAUGUCCAUUUCUUCGAAGAAGUUUGUCUCGAAGCUUGUGAGCCAUAUGAUUUAUCAACAAAGGAUAAAGUGACGGUACAUUUCUGAAAUGCGAACAACUUGAUGAAGUCUGCACUUUUAUAGGAAAUGAGCCCUUUCCUUUUUCUUUCAGAAUCGUAUCGCAUGUUCUUGUGCCGCUCGUGAUUUACAUCGGCUGGCCAGCAUUGGUGACGAAGACGACGCUGCUGCUGCUGCCACGAGCGUUGCCGUUCGCGCUCUCACGAGACAGACGCUGCCAGCCCCUGUGACCGCUGUAGCUCGAAACCGCGUCACCACGCUGGCGGCAACGCACUCCGUCGGCGUACCGUCGUACUCGUUCUGGCACAGCGCCUUCUUGCCAUUCCAGGUCGAACCAUGUGGACGGACGACACGGGCGACGAGAUCGUCUCCAUCUCCACCGAGAGCCUGCAGGAGCAGCCGUGGCAGACAGUGCGGGUGGCCGGCGGGCAGUCCCUCGGCCAGCGGUUCCUCGGCAGCAAGUUCUCCAUCCUGCUGCUGGCGGCCAUCGCGGUGCUGUUUGCGGGCGUGCUGCCCUUCGUGGCGUUCCGGGCCGCCAUCCUGAGCAGCUCGCGCGCCCUGGCCGCUGCCAGCGCCGUGACCAGCCGCCUGGCCAGGACCGCUUCGUCCAGCGUGAACAGGCAGGCGCAGGACGCCGUGACGGCAUUCGACGUCGUCAUGGCGCAGACACACGACCACGGCCUUGCGCCUGCUGACCAUCACUCCAUCGAGCGAAACGCAGUCAAAGACAGCGGGGACCCGCAUGGUGGCAGGGCCCACCAACCACUGCGCACCCAACGUCAUCACGCUGUCGUCGCUCACGACGAGCUGCUGCCGCAGGUAAUGGAACACCCUAAACCCUGCGACUCGCCGGCUUGUCAACGGGAAGCGCUGAACAUCUCGGAGCAACUGGAUGAGUCCGUGUCACCGUGCGAUGAUUUUUAUACGCACGUCUGCGGGCGCUGGACGCAGCGGGUUGCCGUGCCCAACGGCUCUGCCAGGGUCUCGGUGGACACCCUGACCCAGGACCACCUGACCCACCUCGUAGACGGAGCUUUCCGGCGCUACUCCGAAGAGCUGGAGCGGGUGGCCGACCUGUACAACGAGUGCCGCAGCCACAAGUCGGGGGACUUCGAGCGAGCGCUGUUCGACGAGCUCGUGGGGGGCUUCGGAAACGUCAGCUGGUACCUGAGCAUCCGCACCAUGGCUGGCCGGCUGCGCAAGUCGGUGUGGCCCACGUUCCGGGAUGUGGGAGACACGAAGCUCUCGGCGAGCAUCGGCGCCUUCUACCGGACCGUCAACGAACCGGCGCUGUUCUCCAUCAAGCCAACCACGGACAGCGACUUCCCCAAUGAAACGCUGAUCUCCGUCGGCCUUCCCACUCUGGUAAUGGGGUCGUUCAUCCAGCACUCCCCCAAGAUGCGCGAUGACAGCAACGACUACAACUACGUGUCCGAUGCGAUGGACAUGAUACUCCGCCAGAGCAACCUGACACACGGCAUCAAGGUGAACGUGCUGAACGUCGAGCUCACGCUGGCGCGCGCCAUCGGCACCGCUGUUCCCGAGGCUCCGAGGCUGGUGCAGGUCCAGGAGCUGCCGAGCACGGGCAAGCUCAAGUGGGACGCUCUGUUUCGCUCUAUGAUGGCCGAGACGGACACGAACUUCUCGUCGGUGUACGUGUCGGUGGACUCGAUGCGCUACCUGUACGCUUUGCAAGAGGCACUGCACGAGUUGCAGGACGUGGAGAUCUUGGCCUACCUAGGAUUCCGCACCAAGCUUGUCCUGGCCCCGCUACUGAUGGACAACGAUUCGCUCUCCCUGCUCGGAGCCCUUGCCGUGUCCCCGUUCCCGGAGUGGCAUCCGCCACUGAGCAGGGAGCACUACUGCGUGCGCUUUUUCGAAAAAUUCGAGCCCGCCUUAUCGCUGUACGCGGCGCGCGACGGCAUUGGCCGCCGCCUGAGACGCCUGCGGGCCGCCUCGCUCGUGGAUGCGCUGAGGAAGGCCGUCCACGAGGAGAUGGCCGCACUGUUCCCGAAGCCGUUCCUCAACCACGUGAGCCGCAUCCUGCGUUCGGCCAAAUGGACCGCCCUCAUGCCAGACUGGGCGCACACUGCGCUGUUGCGGGCCAAAUACGUCGACUACUUCUACUCGAAGGUGGGGCGAGCGCCGGUCCACCAGCAGUUUUCGCUGCUUAUCAAGCUAAAGAACGCCAACCAGUACCAGCGCUACUUGACAGGCAUAUUCUUCGACGCACCUUGGACUGGCGGCCUGCUGAGGACUUCGGCCACGGUCGGUGAGGACCGAGUCGACGUGCCUCCAGGGGUGUUCGACUUCUUCCGCGCCGACGAGCCCUCGCUAGUUCCGCUCCAGAUGGCGCGGCUGGGACCCCGCGUCGCGACCAGCGUCUACCGGUUCGUGUUCGCCAAGGCGCUGGACUUCCUCUACCACACUGGCCACCAGAAGUCCUGGGUUCUACUCGACGACGCCCGCUCCUGCGUCUGGAGUCAGUUUAGCGCAGGGGUGUGGAUUUCCUCGGCGAUGGGCGCCGGCCGGAGCACGCACUCCGACGGCUCUCCGGCGCACAGUCCCACGCGACUGCUCGACAAACGACUCGCCCGACCCCGGCACAGCGACGACCACGGCUUCCACGGUGCCCUGCUGUCUCCGACGCGCGUGUGCCCUCCCAUCUCGUCGCCCCCGCCGCGACCUGCCGUCGACGAUCGGUCGGCCAUACCUUCUCCGCCUCCUGCGUCCAUGUCCUCGCGAGUGCCCGUCGUGACGACGACCCGGGUCACCUCGACGUCCGGCGAACGCCGCCACUCCAUGCGAGCCGACAGCCCCAUGCCCAAGCUGCAGGCGGAAGCGAGGAGGCUGAGCGAGCCCCGCGACGAGCAGGCGCGCAGCCACCAGCAGCAGGGCGACAUCGAGAGCCAGAUCAGGGAGAUCGAGCAAAUGACGGACGGCAUACUCGAGGACAUCGAAGCCGAAAACCUGGGCAGCUUCAGCACGGGCCACGAUCCGGCUACGAAGACGACCGCGCUGAAAGGUCCGCAUCAAGAUGUGGGUGGCCCGCUGGACUCCGGCAAGUCGGCCGCACCACUUAGAGGCUCCUUCGAGCGCGGCCUCUUCGGCGACGCAGGGAAAUUCACGGGACUUGGCCGGCCGCAACUACCGCCGACUCGGUCGUUGGAACGUGGGGGCCGCAGGGCGUCAGUACCUUGGGAGACCGCCGUCGCAGGCUCCAGGAGCGGGGGACAUCGCUACAAGCCGCACAGUCGCAGCACGGGUUCCGAGGUCAGAUCGCAGUCGCAGCCAGUCGCUGGACUGGCAGCGGCCGGACGUCAUGGCGCUCAGAUGAGGACUCAGUUCAGCGGGAGAGCGGAGACAACGCACAGUCCCUUUCUUGGUCACGUGCCGAGGAACAAAGUUGCCACCACACAGCUGCCGAAUAAGAAAACAAGCUACGACUUCAGUAAGUUUCAUCAGGCCAACCAGCGGGAGAAGGUCACCAGCCUAACGCCACCGACGUCGUCGCUGAUGCACAACAGAGCUUCAGCAAGGUCGAAAGUCUACAAGAUAGAGCGAACCAUUUUCCACCAACUCAAGAAGGUGGACCCGUUGAGUACGACACAUCGGAAAAACUCAUAUUGGAAGACAUCGAAAAGGAAUACUCCAUCACAUAGCACUUACGAAGGUUUUAUAGCAAUACAUUCUCUCCGGUGGCGGAGCUACACCUCUCUGUGCUUGUGUCGUGCACUCUGGCGUUCUCCAACCUGGUAUGAAUGAGUUACCUGAUGCCUAUGUGCAUAUAGGUAUUACCCUCAGAGCGUUUCACACAGAGAGCUCGGGGGUAUACAGAAGAACUUAGCGUAACCUGAAAAAAAAAGAGGUCCCUUAAAUAAUACACCUCCAGUUAUCCAAACGCGGCGUGGGCCAGUUUUAUCAGACGAGAGGCGAACUUGUGACGUUGUCCUCAUACGCAGAGAUUCGAAGCAUCUCAU